UACUCGACGUAGCUUGUACUCAAAUUUGUCCAUCUCUACUAUAUAUGUAUAUUUUGAUACACGGAAAAAGUGUUAAAAUUUAAAUCUUUAUGAAACUAACCUAAAACGACAACGAAAUUCGUAGUAUUUAAUAAUGCAAAACAGCCACAACGCGGGAAAAGAAGCAGAUUUUCUCUAUUCAGGAAUAACGAAAUAAGAUAACGGUGCAAGUACACAUGGUUUCUAAAAAUACUGAGGGCGAGCUGUUGGCGCGAUAACGAUAAGCAACCUCAUUGCUCUUUAAGAUUACUACGUAAUAACGCCAUAAUAUCUUUAUAAUACGUUGCAAUUCUUUUGGGAAAACUAUAAUGGAAAUGGCGGGAAACUCUGCCGAGAUAGAAACUGAUAUAUCCCACCACGAGGGACUGCAAAUUUGCCAGCCAGAAGAGGUGCAGAAAAGCAACAACAACAUGGACACAUCACGCAAGUAUGCAUCUUUACCCGCUACCAUGCCCUUAAGGAUGUGCGAUAGCAGCCAUCAUUGCAACAGUACGUACAACAAACGUAUUAGUGACAUUUGCGCCAAGGUAGCAUCAGGCCAGCGCUUAAUGAUCAUCAUGCGCGGUGCUCCAGGCAGCGGCAAGUCUACAUUGGCUGCGUGGCUUUUGGGUCAAACAGAGCUUCUGGAGAAUUACAAGCUUAGUGACUUCGUACAUAGUACCGACGACUACUUCUACAGGAAUGGCGUCUAUCAGUUUGAUCGUAAUUUGCUGACAGAUGCUCACGACUGGAACAAAAAGCGCGUUCACCAGAAAGCCUCCGACGGAUGGAGUCCUAUUAUCAUUGACAAUACGAACACGAAGAUUUGGGAGAUGAGGCCGUACGUGCACAUAGCCGUGCAGUACGGUUACCUGUUGGAAAUUCUGGAGCCGCAGACCGGCUGGAGCAAAUCAGCCAGCAAGCUGUCUCAGAAAACUGUGCAUGAAGUGCCCCGAGAAAACAUUCAGCGCAUGCUUGACGGUUAUGAGAGUGCCACCGUGCCGGAAUUAUUAGAGCUGAUAAAGUCAACAAAUUACAUACCGCAAAUACGUCUACGACCGCCGCCGCCAAUGGUAUCGGACUCUAAACUUCCACUAUUAUCUACAAAGAAGGAUCAGGAACAGAUAUCCACAGCAGAAUCCUCUAAGCUUAAUGCAAAUGCUCAGAGCUAUGUGCCUGCCUGUAAGGACCAGCCAGAAGUUAAGCCUGAAAAAGCACCGAGCAGAGAAAAGUCCCUUCUGGACUUGCUACGCGAUGAUGCCGACAAACCUUCUGAAAUUCAGGCUCCACCAACUGAAGAUGUCAAUGCCCCACAGAUUUUGCAGCGCCAUGGGUUAAACUGUUGUAAUGAGCAUAAACAGUUCGUACUCCUACGUCAAAUGUAUCCCAACAAGCAGCUGACGGGGCUGUGGGAUUUGUUUGUUAAGUGCAAUGGAGAAGUGAGCUGGGCCGUAGAUAUUUUGCUGAAAGAGGAUGAGCUUAACAAGACAACUGAAUAUGGACAGGAGGCGUUUGAGGACGAUACCGAGCCAUUUAAAUGUAAUUGCAGCAAAUCGGCCAAUGCCCAUCAUAAGCCGCUGCAAGCCAAAUUAGAUAAAUCUGUUUCAGAUACUACUUCCAAACCACUUCCCCAACGACAGCAACGCAGCAGACGCAGCAAUCUAGAUGCCAAUAAAGAGCUGCAAUUGCAAAUUGAAAACUGUUUUGUCUUAGGUGAUGAACAGUACUCAGAGCACACACGCAAAAUACGUGACGUGCGUAACGGCAUUUUGGACAAUUCCCUGCCGUUUGUCCUGGAAAAUGAAGGUGUGGUUGCUGCCGAAACCGAGAUGGAAGAGGAAGCGGAAGCUGAAUAUGAAGAGGAUAACUCCCUGCUGGAAAUAGAUUUGGGCGAAGAACUAGUCGCACAGUUACGCAAUACUUUUAAGUGGGAAGGGACGCUUGGCGAGGUGUUGCCACCACAAGAACAAGUGGUCAAUAAGGUAUUCAUGCCGCGCACGCUUGCCAAACAACUUUACAUACUGUGGGUCGAAUCCAUCUACAACCAAUUGGAAGAACAACGACACCAAACUCUGCGAGACGAUGAGCAGUUCGCUAGGUUACUAAAACAUCCUCAGUAUGCGGACUGCAGUGAGUCGCCCAGCAAUGUGACCGAAUUGCUGGAUAUGGAGCUCGCUUGGAGUAUUUAUAAGAGCGAGCAACAGGCGGCGCAACAGGCGGCGUGCUCCCAGCCCAACGAUAUAGCUACGCACCUUACCAAAAUGAAGCUCUGCGAGAAGUUUCCGGAUGUUCCGUCGGACACACUCUUGGAAGUUUUUGCAGCCACAGGCAACAACUACAGUCAGACGGUGGAGGUUCUGGAUAGUAAUGUGCACAGCAAAUUGAGUCAUACCGAACUAUUUGAACAAGCGAUCCUGGAGAGGGAAAAGCUGACUGAACAAGUGGCGGAGCACCAGAAACAACAAUUGAGUGGAUCAAGUAGUGGUCAUACGCCAGGAGGACAGACUAUGACAUCCUCCGGAGGCAAUAAUAAGUCCCCGCAACUUCAUGAAGAGGCCAAGUGUGCAGCGCUGCGCGACUUCGAAGAAACACGGAAUCUGGCCGCCCAUCAUGCCCAGCUCAAGGCUGAGUGCUACCUGAAGGCCAAACAAGCGGUGCAACAGGGUAAUAGCGGCGUGGCCAUUUACUACUCGGAGAUAGCACAGCUGCAUAAACAGAAAAUAGACGUGUUUAACCAUCGUGCUGCCAAUUGUAUUAUGGAGGUUCACAAGCAUACUCAAAACAAUCCGGACCUUCUGGACCUACACUAUCUACACGCGUUGGAGGCUGUCAGCUGUCUCGAUCUAUUCCUCGACCGACACAUUACGCAGCUGCGCAACAGCACGCGUGUUUACAAGCACGUUUUCAUCAUAACGGGACGGGGAUUGCACUCAGCCAACGGUGUUUCUACCAUUAAGAACAAGGUCAAGGCGCGUUUGGUCGAGCGACGUUUGCGGUGGCACGAAGUCAAUCCAGGUUUGCUUAAAGUCAAAAUCUUCUCAGCCUCACGCCACUCUAAAAACUUUUAAUUUUAUACUCA
Molecule: messenger RNA, 3097 nt
Organism: Scaptodrosophila lebanonensis
Lineage: Eukaryota; Metazoa; Arthropoda; Insecta; Diptera; Drosophilidae
Product: NEDD4-binding protein 2
Exons: 4
Coding region: 348-3086 (912 amino acids)
Source: RefSeq, a predicted model, not a curated record